This is a messenger RNA of Rotaria sordida, 261 nucleotides long. Lineage: Eukaryota; Metazoa; Rotifera; Eurotatoria; Philodinida; Philodinidae. The record is from the annotation of a GenBank genome assembly.
AUGAUCUUAUAUUUUAGUGUAACAGGCUAUGCAUUACGUGAAAGUUUAAUCGCAAUUCAUCCAAAUGCUCGAUGGAAAUCGAAUGGACUCACUGUGGCUGGAGGAAAUGGUAAAGGCAAUGGCAUCAAUCAACUCUCAAUGCCAUCAGGUUUGUAUGUUGAUGAUGAGCAAACGAUCUAUGUGGCUGAUAGAGCCAAUCGUCGUAUUGUGGAAUGGAAAUUAGGUACAACGAGUGACCAAGUGGUUGCUGGUGGCAAUUGA